CAGGAGCCCCGCCGUGUGCUCCUGGAGGAGUCCGGUUCUUCAUCAGCUUCUGCAUUUUCUUUCAGACCAGCUUGCCUGUUGCAAUUUGCAAACCUCGUCAUGUCGAUAGGGCACAUGCAGUCCAGCUUCUUACUUGGUGCAGCACUGCAGAGGACGAAGGUCACACGAACUGGUUGUAGACGACCCAGCAGGCUCUUCGUUCUGACGCUUGGGGCUCUGCUGGUCGUGUCCUGCGGGGCGGCAACUGCUGGAAGCGUCAGCCGCGGCGGCACCCUCGGCGGGGAGGAGGACGGCGCCGACCUGCGCUCCCUCCUCGACUUCAAGCGCGCGAUCACCAACGACCCGCGAGGCGCCCUGAGCGCGUGGAACGCUAGCGCCCACUUCUGCCUCUGGAGCGGCGUCCGGUGCGGCGGCCGGCCGCGCCGCGUCGUGGCGCUGGACCUGGCCGGGCAGGGCCUCUCGGGGCAGAUCGCCGCCUCGCUCGGGAACCUGUCGUCCCUCGCCGCCCUCAACCUCUCCGCCAACGGCUUCUCCGGCCCGAUACCCCCUCACCUCGGCCGCCUCGCCGAGCUCCGGUCGCUUGACCUCAGCUACAACACGUUGCAGGGGAGCAUCCCGGGCGCGCUCACAAACUGCUCCACCUUGAGGACACUGAACCUGUCGAGGAACUUCCUCGUGGGGCGGAUCCCAGCGGAAAUCGGCAGGCUAUCCAACCUGACGUCCCUGAGCCUUCGCUUCAACAACCUCACCGGGAUCAUCCCGCCGGAGCUCUGCAACGUCACUUCCCUGGAAGAGCUCCGUCUCACGUACAACCAGCUCGGUGGUAGCAUUCCUGGAGGGAUUGGGAAGCUGACGGAGCUGAGGACGCUGUCGCUAGCAAUAAAUAGGAUUUCCGGUGGGAUCCCUGAAAGCCUCUUCAAUCUGUCUCUGCUGCAGUUGCUAAGCCUGACAGGCAAUAGGUUAGAUGGCCAGUUGCCUCCUGCAAUCGGCAACGCCUUCCCUAACCUCCAAUUUCUUGAUCUGGCUACCAACAUGCUUGAGGGUUCUGUCCCGGCAUCACUAGGCAACCUUUCCUCGAUCCAAGAGAUGGAUUUAGAGAAAAAUCGAUUUAGAGGGAAAAUCCGAGUUCCAUUUGGCAUGCUCCCUGGCCUCGUUCGGAUGGACCUGGAGCUAAACAAUCUUGAAGCAAAGGACAGAGCAGAUUGGCAGUUCUUCAGUGCACUCGGAAACUGCAGCCGUCUGCAAAUGCUCGGGCUCUACGGGAACCAGCUGCAGGGAGUCGUGCCAAGUUACAUCGGUAACCUUUCGUCCUCUCUUCGGUACAUAUCUAUGGGUGGUGAUUACAAUUUAUCAGGCGUUCUCCCCUCGAGCAUAGGGAACCUUCGUAACUUGAACUGGAUUGCAUUUGGCCACACCAGUGUAGCAGGCACAAUCGGAGAGUGGAUUGGGAGGCUGGAAAACUUGCAAGGUUUAUAUGUUCCAAUGAACAAUUUCGUGGGUCCUAUUCCAUCAUCUAUAGGAAAUCUUACCAAGUUGGCAGCUAUCAACAUGUACGGCAAUGGUUUCACAGGUCCCAUACCGUCCACCAUAGGCGACCUUCCGCAGCUAUCGGUUUUGAGUCUUGGUCACAACAAUUUCCACGGCACUAUACCCAAGGAGAUCCUUAGAACAGCCACAUUAACCAAGUGCUUGAUAUACGACAAUAAUUUGGAAGGCCCGAUUCCUGACUUUGGUAAUCUCCAGCAGCUCACGUGGCUAGACCUUUCAUCCAACAAGCUUUCAGGGGAGAUACCUGCAUCUCUAGGCACAUGUCAACAGUUGCAAAACAUUCAGAUGGGCCAGAACUUCCUCUCAGGAAGCAUCCCAGUGUCUUUGGGAAAUCUUAUAAACUUGGCAAUGCUCAAUCUUUCCCGAAACAAUUUGUCAGGCACCAUUCCAACUUCUCUAAGCGAUCUUCAACUUCUGUCCCAGUUGGAUCUAUCUAACAAUCAUCUAGAAGGAGAGAUACCAAGAACAGGGGCAUUCAGGAAUGUUACAGGCAUUUCACUCCAAGGCAACUGGGGCCUAUGUGGAGGAGUAGCGGAGCUACACAUGCCUUUAUGCCCGGUUGUUCCUCAAGAAACAAGACGAAGCAAAACGUUGGUUAAAAUUUUGGUCCCCGUACUUGGUUCUCUGGUGCUUAUGUUAUUGGUAUAUUUGAAAUUAAUCAGAAAGAGGACGUCGAGAAUUCAGCUAUCACUGUCAGGCGAGCAAUUUCCUAGAGUUACUUAUAAAGCUCUAGUACAGGCCACAGAUAAUUUUGCAGAGUUCAACUUGAUUGGGAGAGGAAGCUCUGGUUCGGUAUACAGAGGAAGGUUAACCCAACCAAACAAGCUUGUGGCUGUAAAGGUUUUUCACCUUGACAUGCAAGACGCGGAUAGAAGUUACAUGGCAGAAUGCAAAACUUUGAGAAAUAUUCGGCACAGGAAUCUCCUGCCGAUUUUUACAGCAUGCUCUACAAUUGAUAAUAGGGGAAACGAUUUCAAAGCUCUAGUUUAUGAGUACAUGACCAACGGCAACUUGGAUACUUGGCUGCACCCAGCAGGCGACAGACAUGUUCUAAAUCAACUGGGCCUAACUCAAAGGAUUGACAUAGUUGUUGACAUAGCUGAUGCGUUGCAAUAUCUACACCAUGACUGUCAGAGUCCUAUUAUCCAUUGUGAUUUGAAGCCCAGCAAUAUCCUUCUGGACGAAGAUAUGAUUGCUCAUUUGGGAGACUUCGGCGUCGCGAGGUUCUACCUUAGAUCCAUGUUGGCAUCAGGAGAAGAUCUGGGCUCGAUAGGUUCAGUCGGUUUGAAGGGAACCAUAGGCUACAUAGCUCCAGAGUACGCUAGAGGGAGCAAUGUUUCGACUUCUGGAGAUGUGUACAGUUUCGGAGUAGUACUAAUGGAGAUACUGACAGGAAAAAGGCCAACUGACCCAAUGUUCUGCAAUGGACACACCAUCGUUGAUUUCGUCAAGAAGAGUUAUCAACAUGAGGCACUUCAUAUCCUUGACGCUUGUCUCCAAGAAGAAUGCCACGAGUUCGCCCGAUCAAACAUGGAAGAAGAAGAAGAUGACAGCGUCUACCAGUGCUUGCUGUCCCUGAUACAAGUGGCACUUUGUUGCACGUGCCAAAUCCCUAGUGAACGGAGGAACAUGAGAGAAACGACUGCGAAAUUGCACGCGAUCAAAAUGUCGUACAGGUCUUUGGAGGGGAAGCUAAGCACCCUUCAUCAGUAGUACGACGUACCAUAUACCAGAUGAUACUUGUUGCUUGUACUUAAUCCAAAGGCAUAAAAAACGAAAUGAUCUUCUGUA
This is a messenger RNA of Panicum virgatum (switchgrass), 3339 nucleotides long. Its product is annotated as receptor kinase-like protein Xa21. NCBI's taxonomy places the organism in Eukaryota, Viridiplantae, Streptophyta, Magnoliopsida, Poales, Poaceae. The record is from RefSeq and is a predicted model, not a curated record. The transcript is spliced from 3 exons. Gene Ontology annotation, cellular component: plasma membrane. Gene Ontology annotation, molecular function: protein binding; ATP binding; protein kinase activity. The coding region runs from base 100 to 3261 and encodes 1053 amino acids. Gene Ontology annotation, biological process: protein phosphorylation.